Messenger RNA from Oryzias latipes (Japanese medaka), 1005 nucleotides. NCBI's taxonomy places the organism in Eukaryota, Metazoa, Chordata, Actinopteri, Beloniformes, Adrianichthyidae. The record is from RefSeq and is a predicted model, not a curated record.
AAAGACGAAACCCUCAAAACACGGUGACGUGGUUCCUCGUUACGUGAACGGAAUGAGUAUUUACCGGUCGUGCGUCGGCAGUCACACUCUUGACCGGUUGACAGCGUCACGUUUAUCUGAACAGCUUUGGCACCUGAUGCUUUAGUUUAGCGGUAGACCGACAGGUCAUGGCUGUCAGCAGAGAGGUGGAGUCUGAGCCCCGGCUGUACGGCUGCGGCAGAGCCGCGUCCGCAGCGCUGACCCACCUCAUCUCUGUCAUCCUCACCGCCUUCAUGGCGUUUCUGAGUCGACCUGGAACAACCUGGUUUUCGUGGCAUCCGUUCCUCAUGACGCUGGCAUUUAGUUUCUUCAUGACACAAGCCAUCCUCCUCUUUUCUCCCCACGGAUCCCUCGUCCGAAGGUUUUCCCACAAAGCCAAAGGCCGCGUUCACUGGAUGCUGCAGGGUCUCGGCGCCCUGUGCGCCGUCACGGGCCUGACCGCCAUCUUUUACAACAAAGGGCUGAACGGAAAGCCCCACUUCACCUCCUGGCACGGUCUGCUGGGCCUGCUCACCGUGUGCGUGGCGGUCGCUCAGUCUCUGGCGGCCGUGCCCCUCAUUUACCACUCUCUGGCCAAAGGCUGGUCUCUCGCCAAACUCAAGCGCUACCACGCGGCGUCUGGACUCGUCGCCUACCUGCUCGGAAGCGGCAGCCUGCUCCUGGGGCUCUGCUCGACCUGGUUCACGGCCUCCGUCGGGGAACACACCUGGUACCUGGCGGCACUCGGUCCCGUCCUCAGUGCUCUUGUCAUAAUGAACCAAGUCUCCAAAUUGCAAAGGAGCUGAGAUUUUUCUCCAUAAACGUCUGAUUCAAGACUUCCAUGUUUGGAAAAAUCCUGCAGAAUCUUGAACUGAAUGAUACCUCAAACCUUUCUACCUUCCUUCACAUGUUUGAACACUGCUCUGAUGUCCUCCCCCCUUUGCAACAACAUCACGUUUUGUAAUAAAGAAAAGAUUCUUACUACCA